UCUGAUUCUCCUGCACGCGCGUUUGGCCGGACCGCGCGGGUGCUUUGGAGCCGGUUAGCCACCACGUGUUCUGCUUUAUUAACUCCGAAACAACGUGGUAAAUCGUUUGUCGGUCCGGCGUUUUUAUCUCGUCUCUUAGUUAUGGACGUGUGGGUGUGAUGUUUGCGCGUUUCUACAAAACUGAGCUCACAACCCCGCCACGUGAGAGCCGACGGACGCGAGGCGGACAUGCCCGGAACAUGUCCCGGUGAGUUUCGCUCUCCAGCAUGGAUUAUAAAUUCCCUCAUCAGCUUUUCCCACAUUUCUACCUGAACGGACCGCCGACCGCCACCGUGAAGCAUGAUUACGGAGACUGGGGCUCGUACGGGCAGCUGCUCGAGACCAGCAGGGGCGGAUUCCAGAGUGGUGUCAGGAGAGAGACCCAAUUCCUCUUUCAGCCCCAGCGUAAAGUGGAUGGAGAGGUUUGGGUCCCAACAGAGCCGAUUGUAACACCACUUCUCCCUCCUACCCAAGGUAUUAAGCAGUUCUGGGAUCGGCCAGUCAGUCCAAAUGACUUUCCUGAACAUCUGCAGUAUUUCUAUGUGCAUCACUGCAUGGACUCAUUCUCUGUGAUGGGCAAUCUGCUUGGAGAACACUUCAGUUUUGCCAGAAAUUGUCCUGAGGGCGUCACCAGGAUGGGCAAGAUGAGGGGCUUUCUACGCAGUUUAAAAUAUAAAAACUGCGAUUUGCUAUUUUCAGAAAGGGUGAACCGCUAUCAUCAACUUCUGGGUGACGUUUUACCUGAUAUUCCCUCCUCGCUCCUGGCUGAGCUACUGCAUGAGGAAUUGAUCCAUCAGAAGGAGUUAAAUCACUUCCAACCUGCCACAACUGGGGGUGCUCUAGCCUGCCUCCCAAACCCUGAAUGCCAGAAUGAAGCCUUCUUGAUUUAUCCCAGUGGAGAAGCCCUAAACUCCAUUAAUUUUCACCUCAUGCAGCUGGAAUUCAGUGACGAUAAACCUUCGGUUGUGAAUAUGGUCAGUAAGCCUUUGGUGUUCAAUCUCGAAGGAGCAGUGAGGCAGGUUAGCGUGGCCCAAGUAGAUGAUGAAGCUUAUUUAGGCUUGCGUUCAGAUCGUUUCUGUGCAGCGUGGGUAAUGCAACCUAGAAGCCGCCCUCGUCCAUUAGAGGUGGUGCAGUUAAAUGAACAAGCUACUAGCCUUAAUAUCAGUCCUCAUAUUUCGGGAGAGCUUGUGGUAGCCAGCGAGAGCGGAGCAGUCCAUCUCUGGGUUGUGGGAAAGGGGUUGCAAAAGGUCCGGGAUGAGAAGACAAAUCUAUACUUCAAUGCCAAGUCCUCGUGGCGAUGGUGCGAGUUCGCGGCUCAUCCACGAAUGCUGGUUUACGCUGACAGGACUGGAGCAGAGCUAACGGACAUCAGAAGCAGUGACUGUCACACAUUGUUCCGGAUCGGUGAAACGGCUGCUUGUAAGAGUGGAGAGAGGAUCGUCUUGGGCAAAUACCUGACUGAAAGCCAUGGCUUUCACCAUCUCGUCACCACACAGUUCUCUGCGUACCUCCUGGAUGAGCGAAUGCCAUGUGUGCCUGUCCUGAAGUGGGAGCACAUGAUGGCGUCUCCUCCAUGUUUUGCCCAUGUUGUGCCAGCUUUGGGUCAAAGCAACACCUCCAAAAUACUGUUGGGAGCACAGACAGCGCAGGAAACAAUGUUACUGCAGUACUCUGGAGGAAGAGAAAGAGCCUGCCAAGCAGAUGGCUUAAUUCAAAAGCUCUACAGCCCAUGCGAGAGCCUGAAGAUUCAGCAGCUGCCGCACAGACGGCACACAGCACAAGCGAGGUUGGACACUCGUGCUGCAGGCCUAACUGCAACUCAAAACAAUGGAUUCAUGUGUGUUCUCCAGCUCACAGAGGCUGGGGACAUUUUCUACCAGAUACUGAAACAUUUUGACUCAAUUGAUUCUCAUUCAGAAUCAGUAAAACCAACAUCCAACACAGACUCUGUACUACAGUCCCGAGUUUUUUUAGGACAUGACAGUGACGAUGAACGAGAGCGAGAUCAGCGCAUGUUGAGUCCAAUAGUUUUUAGUGACUGUGAUGUUGAGAAUGGCUCUCGUACAUCAGAUGAGCAUCAACUGAGAAUCCCUUCAGAAAAAGGGAUUAACUCUGAACCUCUUCAGGGUUCUGCUAAAGGUAACAAUGUUCAUCCAGUGAGGCCAGCAAUGCCCAAAAUGGCUAGCCGUUACACAAAGUUAGUCUGGAAAAAAUGGUUGGAAUCCCUUUUGAUGGAGGCUGCAGGAAGAAAUAGUCACUGGAGGCACAGAAAACUAAAGACCAGUGAUAUAAUGCAGUGGAAAACCCAAAAAAGAGACAAGCUUGAGGAGGACAAGUUCCAAAGAUUGAGGAAAGACCAGGCAGAGAUUUUAAAGACCAGGAAGCUGCUUGUACACGGGGUAACAUACCUGCCUCGUCUAGAGUUGACCCCAGUUCCAGAUGAGGUGGACCCUGAGGACUGGCCAGAUGAUCUGAGUCGGCGUAUAAGUGCUUCAUGGCAAGAUGGUUGGAGUGACUGGUGGCAUGAAAAACUUGGUCUAAACCGGGACGCCAAGAUUGAGGCUCUGCGAAGGAAGCGUCGUCAGGCAAAAAGAGCCAGAAACAGAGUUGCUCUUUCUUCAAGCUUUACCUCAUCCAUGAGCUACCAGGAUGAUCUUUCUGAUUGGUCAUCAGCCACAAGUCAGUAUUUGGGUUCGAAUGCAGAGAGCGUUUAUAACUCUCAGAGUGCACCAGAAGACGAGACCAUUUCUGACCUGGAAAUCCUAGACAAGAGCCCAGGUUUUCACAGAUCAUUUCAGGACAUAAAAGGGUCCUCAGAUAUGGCAGUGGAAACUUUUUUGAAAACAUCUCAAACUGUGAAAAACUCUGAGCAAGACAAAGCCACUAGUGUAUCCCAUUCUCCUCCAAUAGAUUUGGAACAACAACUAAGCCAGGCCACAAGUGUAAAAAGCACCUCAGUGCUUUUAUCUUCCUCUGUGUCCAGUUUGAAAGUGUUGCGCACAAACCAUUCAGAACUGAGAUGGUGGCAGCAUCAGCAGCAACAGGAGGAUUUUAGCAGCUCCCUUUUUGGCUCUUCUCAAGAACCUGGCCAGGAUACCGAGGCCUCUACAUCAUUUGGUUUGGUAGCUACCAGAUCUUCUAGUUUUUUGUCACCAUCACGGGCCUCAUUGAGGACCUUCUCACAGAACGCCCAACCUCAGAAAAAGAAGUCUCGAAUGGGAUUCUGAAUUGGUCAACUCCAUACCUCUCACUCCAGCCGUCUUCAGGGAUGGUGGGCAGCUCUGGUGCGCCGCAGUAGCUGCUGUGCAGGUUCUGGGCCGUGCGCCGGGAUACAAUCCACACCAGCUUCCUGUGAUUGGGUUUGGAGCAUGUAGGCGAAGAGUACUGCACCAGGCACUGAGCCACCAGGCCUCUCCACAGCUGUAGCUCCGUCUCUGAGAUCUGCACAUACACAUACAGUGAUGGUUACAUAAGCGGGUGUAGUGUGCUGAUAGCUGAGUGUCAGACUGCCACUGAGCAUGCCUGGAAUUCUUUAUCUCCUUAAGAAAGCAGGGAAGAUUUGUUUAGGGACAAAUAGAGCUUGCCUCACUAUUGAGGGCAAAUGUUAACAUGCACCUUACUUUUUUAUUUAUUUAUUUUUUUUUUGCCAUUGAAGAGUUCAUUUUUAUACCAUUGUGCUAUGGCUCAUGUGUGAAGAAAUGUUAUUGUAAACAAAGUUGCUAGCUACAAUAAACUGGCCAAAUAUGAUAUAAUUUUACCCGUAAGUGUCUCUGAAUGGACUGGGCGAUCUCAAACAGCUCAGCUGACUUCAAGGCCUCGAUCUCUUGCUUGAUGAGUGACAAAGCUAGCACCGAUGGCUGCAAAUAAAUAAGACAAAAAUAAAAAUUAAAUGCCAAAUGAUGGUACUCCGAAAGCCUAAAUUCAGAU
Messenger RNA from Clarias gariepinus (North African catfish), 3966 nucleotides. It is a transcript of the gene taf1c, whose product is annotated as TATA-box binding protein associated factor, RNA polymerase I subunit C. The coding region runs from base 267 to 3266 and encodes 999 amino acids. Gene Ontology annotation, biological process: transcription by RNA polymerase I. Lineage: Eukaryota; Metazoa; Chordata; Actinopteri; Siluriformes; Clariidae. Gene Ontology annotation, cellular component: fibrillar center. Gene Ontology annotation, molecular function: RNA polymerase I core promoter sequence-specific DNA binding. The transcript has 15 exons. The record is from RefSeq and is a predicted model, not a curated record.